AUGGAAGGUAAACUAUGUCACUAUUUAGAAAUCUUUAAAUCCCCCUAAAGCAAAUUCUUUACUGUUAAAUACAAGUCAAAGGCCUAGGCUGACUCAAGCUUAAACAACAAGCAUAUUUUCAUACAAAGAAAGUUUGAUAAACUAAUUGAUCGUGCUAUGGAAAAGUCCAAAUCGGUUGGAAUAUUCCUCAAUUGUGUGGAUGAAAAAUCAUUCAUAGCCUUUGGGAUUUUACAAUCCUAAUCCAUUUAAUUUGAAAUGUUAACUGAAGACUAAAAAAUUAAUCUAAGUAAUUUGAAAGGCAAUUACGAAUCAUUUUUCAAAGUUGAUUGGACACUCAAAGGAGUGCUAAGCUAUGAGAAGACCCAAAAAAUUAAAAAUGUUUUGAACGACUUAUUGCCGGUGAAUUAAGGUAAAGAAGUCGAAGAAUUAUCAGGAUCAAAUGCUGAAGAGGUAUUAACUUAUCGUAAUCUUAAGCUUUAUUCACUUCUUUAAAAAUAAAAGCCUUAUAAGCCUUAACCUUUACAGGAUAUUAAAUUGCCAUUAUAAUUCAAUUAAUUAACACAACAAAAAUAUCCUACCCAUAGUGAUGAGUCAAAAUUAAGGAAAAAAGGCAAUAGCAGAAGUAGAAGUAGAGAUAAAGAGAAAUCAUAUGACAAGAGAAAAUCAAGCAAAGACCCAAGUGAUGAUAGAGGGAAGUAAUUAGAAAAAAGAAAACACGAACAAAAUGAAAGAAAAGACACCUAUAGAGAUAGUUAGGAUAGACACAAUAAAAGUAGAAGGAGUAGAGAUAGAAGGAGCAGAGAUAGAAGCAAAAGAAGCUAAGAUAAAAAAAGUGAGGAUCGAAGAAGCAGAGAUAGAAAAAAUAGAAAUGAUUAGAAUAAAUGGCAAUAACAUAAAGAGUUUGUUGAUGACAAAUAAGUAUAGACUGAAGUCGGAUUUAAAGAUAAAGACAGAUUGGAAAAAGAAAAAUAGUAAAGGGAAUAACGUGAGAGAGAAAGAGCGAAAGGUUAAAGAGAAUAGAGAGAUAGAGAAUUAUUGAAAAUGAAAAAUAAUAUAAAUCCUAAAUAAACUACAGAUUGGGAUAGGGAUGAUAGAAUUGAAGAUGAAUAAGAGCCGAUUAAAUUAAAAGAUAAAAAAGAAAAAAUAAAGGAUAAAGACAAUGAAAAAGAUAGAGAAAAGGAAAAAUAAAGAGAGAAAGAUAAGGAAAGAGAAAAAGAAAAAGAAAAGGAAAAAGAGAGGGAAAAAGAAAAGGAAAGAGAAAGAGAAAGAGAAAAGGAAAAAGAAAGAGAAAGAGAAAGAGAAAAGGAAAAAGAAAGAGAAAGGGAAAGGGAAAAAGAAAAAGAGAGAGAAAAAGAGAGAGAGAGAGAAAAAGAGAAGUAAAAGGAGAGAGAGAGAGAAAAAGAGAGGGAAAGACUGAAGGAGAAAGAAAAAGAAAGGGAAAGAGAAAGAGAAAGAGAAAAAGAGAAAGAAAAAGAGAAGGAAAGAGAGAGGGAAAAAGAAAGAGAAAAAGAAAGGGAAAGAGAAAAGGAAAAGGAAAGGGAAAAGGAAAAGGAAAAAGAAAAAGAAAAGGAAAGGUAAAGAGAAAAGGAGAAAGAAAUAGAAAGAGAAAAGGAGAAAGAAAGAGAAAAGGAAAGGUAAAGAUAGAAGGAGAAGGAUAAGUAUAGAGAAAAAGAUUAAGAUAGAUAAAAUGAUAAAGAUAGAUAAAAUGAUAAAGAAAAAUAUAGAAGCAAUAGAUAUGAAAAAAAAGAUGAACGAUAUCAAUAAAAGGAUAAGAAUGUUCAUCAUUAUGAAGAUAAAAGAAGAAAAAGAUCGAGGGAUAGGUCAAGAGAAAAACCAAACUAUUCAAAUGAUAGAAGAGACAGAGAGAAAAGGAAUGAUAAGGAUAGAAAACAUAAGACUAUUAAUUAAGAUUUUAAAACAUAGUUUAAAAGAAAAAGUUCUUCUUCAUCAUAGAGUUAAAAAAAUAGAUAAGUUGAAAUUAAAAUAACAUAAAAUCCUAAUUCAAAAAAUAUUAAACAUUAAGAAGAUGUGAAACCUAGAAGAUAAUAUUAGUAUGAAAAUGAAUUUUAUAGCUAAUCUGUAUCCUUGUCUCCCCAUAAAGAAUAAAUAGAAACUUAAGAGCCGGUUAAAAUAGUUGAAAAUAUUUAAAUUUUAGAAAGUGUUCCUGUCUAGAUUGUUCCACCUUAAUAAAUUUAAAUACCCCCUGUGAACAAUUAGCCAUAGGUUCAACCAGUAAUUUAAUAAUAAAUUGAAAAUGUAAUUGAAAAGAAAGAAGAAACCCCAAGGAUUGUGAUAUAGGAAAAUGCUAAGAGAGUAUUAGUAUUGAGUUAAGAUAAACCUUAACCAAGUUUAGAUACAAAUUUUUAGGCCUAAACUGGUUCCAUGAAAAUCAUUAAAAGCGCCUCAGGGAAUACAAACCAACCUAAUAUUAUUAUUCAAAAGCCAAUAAUAUCAGAUACAAAAAUAGGAUAAAUUCAUUAAAGUGGUCAAGAAAAAAUUAAGGAUCGUAUCAUAAUUAAAAAUAAAUGA
Messenger RNA from Paramecium tetraurelia, 2529 nucleotides. RefSeq lists its product as uncharacterized. The transcript is spliced from 3 exons. Lineage: Eukaryota; Ciliophora; Oligohymenophorea; Peniculida; Parameciidae. The record is from RefSeq and is a predicted model, not a curated record. Gene Ontology annotation, molecular function: RNA binding.